CCCUGAUAACGAGCGGCCCAUUUCACAAUCCCUAUUACUGGGUUAUAUUUCAUCACGGAUGGAGCCUAUUUAUGUACCAAGAGUCUUGGCUCGUGCAGAUAAGGACACGAGAAGCUCGAAACAAGCGUCUUUCCCGACCCUAUGGUAGUCUGGGUCCAGCCAAGAGAUACUGCAAACCAAGGGAGAAGGUGAAGAUAAAUUGCGAUGGAGACCGAGAGCUUGUCCAGCUUUUCGCUUGUUUCCCAAAGAUCAAUCGCUUCAAAAACAAGAACGAAUGCUAUGAUAUAUAUUUGUUGUCAUCAUCUUAGCUCCUCACCGAAUAGAGAGCGUAUCUGAUCGUCAUGGCUGCGCCGGUGUACAAUGCUUCUAUGCCGGAAGGAGGCGAUCCUACCAAACUCGACGUCAAUGCACAAUAUGCGGGAUUGGAGUACAAUUACAUCUACAUCACUGCCUGCACUUUCAUCGUCUUCUUAAUUCUACCCGGGAUCGCUUUCCUCUACAGUGGAUUAACCCGACGGAAGUCGGCAUUGGCCCUCCUCUUCCAAGGCUUUAUGAUCCUUGCGGUUGUCACAUUCCAAUGGUUAUUCUGGGGGUAUUCUCUAGCUUAUUCCAGAAAUGGAGGGCCAUUCAUCGGCACGCUGCAGAAUUUUGGACUAAUGAAUGUCAUGGUGGCACCCUCACCCGGUUCCACGGUGCUUCCAGAAAUCGUCUUCUGCCUAUUCCAGCUCCUUUUCUGCGCUUGCACGGUAAUGAUACUUGCGGGUGGAGCCUUUGAAAGAGGCAACAUCUUACCGUCUCUGAUCUUCAGCUUCUUCUGGGCCACGAUCGUCUACUGCCCCCUUGCCAGGUGGACAUGGAGCAGUAACGGCUGGCUUUAUAAAUUUGAGGCCAUAGACUUUGCUGGUGGUGGCCCUGUCCACAUAGCUUCAGGUUGUGCAGCUUUAGCAUAUGCGCUGGUUCUCGGGAAACGGUUACACCAUGGAGAAGCCUCGCUUCGCAAACCCCACAACACGACGUUGGUAUUUCUCGGAACAGUUCUCAUCUGGACAGGAUGGCUUGGGUUCAAUGGUGGAUCGAGUCUUAACGCCAGUAUGCGUGCUAUGGUGGCCGUCUUCAACACCAAUACGGCGGGAUGCACAGGGAUCCUGGGAUGGGUCUUAGUCGAUAUGAUCAAACACAGAGGUAAAUUCUCAGUGGUUGGGGCUUGCGAAGGCGCCAUUGCCGGUCUCGUGGGGAUCACACCAGCUGCCGGUUGUGUUUCUCUUUGGCUAGCGGCUUGUAUUGGGUUCAUUACCGGCAUCGUUUGCUCAUCACUCCAGAACAUUAAUGACUGGCUCAGGAUUGAUGAGGGCAUGGAUGUCUUCAAGCUUCAUGGGAUUGGUGGCAUGGUAGGUGCCUUCUUGACCGGGCUUUUCGCGAGUGAAUCUAUUUCAGCCCUGGAUGGGGCUAGUCUUACUGGCGGAGCUAUUGAUGGCAACGGAAUUCAGGUCGGCAGACAGCUUGCUGAGAUUUGUGCUAUUGCCGGAUAUUCUUUUACCGUGUCCUACAUCUUGCUCUUCAUUCUCAAGUACAUCCCUGGGAUGCGUCUACGGGUGGAUGAAGAAUCGGAGAUUAUGGGUCUCGACCGGGCACAGUUCUUUGACGAACAGAUCGGAGACUGGUCGAUAGCACAUGGCAUGAGCAGUCCGAUGUUGAUGGGGGUGUCAAAAGAGCCAUCCGAGUCAAAAGAUGAGCAAAAAGAGAAGAAACCAGCAGUCUAGCGGCCGUACAAUGAGUCGUUGCAAUAGCGCGGACAUGAUUCAAGUGAUUAUAUAAUUCCUAGAUACUACCUAUGCACGAGUGCCAAUUGUAUACGUACAUAUGUACAUCCCAGCAACAGGGUCCAAUUACUCCACACCUUGGCGAUCUGGGGGUUCAGGAUUAGUGUUUCUUAAGGGUUCAAUCUUCAAUGGAAUUCUUCCCCAUUGUUUAUGGGGUCGGUCGCCGACGGGACGAUCACUCGUAGGUCAAACGGUUGUUGCUCC
Molecule: messenger RNA, 2024 nt
Organism: Aspergillus caelatus
Lineage: Eukaryota; Fungi; Ascomycota; Eurotiomycetes; Eurotiales; Aspergillaceae
Product: ammonium transporter
Exons: 6
Coding region: 342-1760 (472 amino acids)
Biological process (GO): ammonium transmembrane transport
Cellular component (GO): plasma membrane
Molecular function (GO): ammonium channel activity
Source: RefSeq, a predicted model, not a curated record